UACUACUUCAAUCUUCACAUAAUCUUGCCAUAUAUAGAGAGAUAAAAGUUUCUUAUAUAUAUUCUGAUAUACUGAUUGUGAUCAUAUAUAUCGUAAUAAUGUCUUACUCCUUCAAAUUACUUGGGCGGUUUGAUAUAAUUUUUGUAGUAAUAGUUGCCUCACAAGUACUCAUCAUCAUGAGUAGUUCAACUAUCAAUGCACAACUCUCUCGAUCCUUCUAUGCAUCCACGUGUCCAUUACUUGUGCCCAUCGUACGUGGAGGCAUGAGGCAAGCUAUUCGGAAUAAUGAGCCUCGCAUGGCUGCCUCCAUUCUUCGCUUGUUCUUCCACGACUGCUUUGUAAAUGGUUGCGAUGGAUCGAUAUUAUUGGAUGACACGGCGACGUUUACUGGCGAACAAAAUGCGUUUCCGAACCGGAACUCGGUGAGGGGAAUGGAAGUGAUCGACGACAUCAAAGCGCGAGUGGAGAGAGUUUGCAGUAACACUGUCUCUUGUGCUGAUAUUUUAGCACUUGCCGCUAGAGAAGGAGUCGUUUUGUUGGGAGGACCUUCAUGGGUGGUACCAUUAGGAAGGAGAGACUCAACAACAGCCAGCCAAAGCGACGCCAACCGAGACCUCCCCGGUCCGAGGUCCGACCUCGCCACUCUCAUCAGCCAAUUCGGCAACAAAAAUCUAAGCGCCACCGACAUGACCGCCCUCUCCGGUGCCCACACCCUCGGCCUCUCACAGUGCGUCAACUUCCGCAGCCGCAUCUACAACGAAACCAACAUUGACUCAGCCUUCGCCGCCACACGCCAGGCCAACUGCCCUUUCUCCGGAGGCGAUACCAACCUUGCUCCUUUCGACGGCUCCCAGAACAGUUUCGAUAACAACUACUUCAGACAACUGGUGAAUAAACGUGGACUUCUCCACUCUGACCAGGAGCUCUUCAAUGGCAAAUCUCAGGACUCGUUAGUCUUUGCUUAUAGUAGGAGACCGUUCGCUUUUUUCAGGGACUUCGCCAGUGCCAUGGUGAAGAUGGGGAAUCUUAGUCCUUUGACUGGGACCAAUGGCCAGAUUAGGAAGAGCUGUGGUGUCGUGAACUCAUAGUUAACUAUACUCUUUUGUUUAAACAUAUUUUUAUCAAAUAAUUGUUCUGUCUUGUGUUAGGGUUUAUUAAUUGUGAAACCAAAAAAACAAAAAGACAUGUACACUCUUGUUGUCAACAAAGGAUUAGAAAACUAGCAAGUGUUUUGUUCGAUUUGAAAUGUAAUGCAUUAAACAAAUUGAUUUCUUGAAUGUAAUAAUUAUAAUAACAAAAGAUUUCGACAUUAUUAU
Messenger RNA from Humulus lupulus (European hop), 1316 nucleotides. Its product is annotated as peroxidase P7-like. Gene Ontology annotation, biological process: response to oxidative stress; hydrogen peroxide catabolic process. The record is from RefSeq and is a predicted model, not a curated record. Gene Ontology annotation, molecular function: heme binding; peroxidase activity. The coding region runs from base 99 to 1088 and encodes 329 amino acids. The transcript has 3 exons. NCBI's taxonomy places the organism in Eukaryota, Viridiplantae, Streptophyta, Magnoliopsida, Rosales, Cannabaceae.